UAAAAUACAAAAAUGUAUAAAUGAAUACGUAAUAACCUUGGAUCACAACAAAAUCCAUAAACUCGAUUUGGAAAUAAUUAAGGGACUUAUAAAACUGGCUACACUGGAUUUAAGAUACAAUCUGAUAAGAAACAUUCCACCUGGGAUAUUCGAUUCAUUAACGUCGUUGAGUUAUUUAACGUUGAACGACAAUCAAAUAAGUAAUUUGAAAAAUGGUGCAUUUGCAAACCUUUCGAAGCUUCAGACAUUAUCAUUGGGUAAAAAUAAAAUUGAAAACAUCGAGACUGGGGUUUUUAAUAACUUAACGAGUUUGUGGGGCUUAUACUUGGGUUCCAACAAAAUUCAUAAGCUCGAUUCGUUAAUGUUUAUGGGACUGAAUUUACUGGAUUUAAGCCACAAUAUGAUAAGAAACAUUCCACCUGGGAUAUUCGAUUCAUUAACGUCGUUGAGUAUUUUAUACCUUGACCAUAACCCGUUGACGUGCGAUUGCAAUAUUCUGUUGUUUGUAAACGCACUGAAGAAAAAUCACCCCCAGCUAGAUGUAUUCGAGAAUUUCGAACCGUCGUGCCAUUUUCCAGUAGAAAUGAGAGAAAAAUCGUUGAAAGAAUUAACCGAAAACGAUUUUCAUUGCACGCCUCCGGAUGUAAUCGUGGUACCAGAGAACAAGACGGUGUUCGUCGGUGAAGAGUUACAACUCUCGUGCAAAGCCGUAGGAGACCCGGAACCUUUGAUAACGUGGGCCAAAGACGACAUUUAUCUAGAACUUGGCCAAAGAGUUCAGGUAAGAUUAUUUCAAGGUAUACGGUAAUUGAUCUUUCGGGCAAACCCAGUUAAAAAUCAGGUUAUAUAUAAUUGUGCACUGUUGUUAAAAAAUAUUCUAUUAAUUAUUUACUUUAUAUUCAUUGCAUUAAAUCAAACGUUUUAGGAAUAAUUUUCCCAAUAACUUAGCAUCCCUAAAAAAAUUCUAUCUUAUGCAACUAUGCUCCUGCUCAUAAACCCAUAUAGAAUCUAGGACUAAAUAAAACCCCCAAAAUCUCACCCGACGUGUUUAAAUUUAAAAAAAAAAAUUACUUAGCACUAAUAAUA
This is a messenger RNA of Acyrthosiphon pisum (pea aphid), 1086 nucleotides long. RefSeq names its product leucine-rich repeat-containing protein 24-like. NCBI's taxonomy places the organism in Eukaryota, Metazoa, Arthropoda, Insecta, Hemiptera, Aphididae. Gene Ontology annotation, biological process: cell surface receptor signaling pathway. Gene Ontology annotation, molecular function: protein binding. The coding region runs from base 362 to 808 and encodes 148 amino acids. Gene Ontology annotation, cellular component: plasma membrane. The transcript is spliced from 7 exons. The record is from RefSeq and is a predicted model, not a curated record.